Maniola jurtina (meadow brown) is the source of this 2991-nucleotide messenger RNA. RefSeq names its product leucine-rich repeat-containing protein 24-like. The transcript has 2 exons. NCBI's taxonomy places the organism in Eukaryota, Metazoa, Arthropoda, Insecta, Lepidoptera, Nymphalidae. Gene Ontology annotation, molecular function: protein binding. The coding region runs from base 197 to 1948 and encodes 583 amino acids. The record is from RefSeq and is a predicted model, not a curated record.
CCAGGAUACCAGAAUCGCGCGAGCUUGCGUCGCGCCUGCACGCGUUGACAGAGUGUGGACCAGUCGCCCGACCGGUCGGCCAACGCGUCCGGAAAAACGUUUGGUGGUUUUCUUUUUGUGGACCGAAAUGUUUACUUAACUUGUGCUUUGUGGAUUGUGAAUGGAAACAGUACACCCAACCCGAAUCUGAUAUGAGAUGGGCAUUCGAGAACUGUGGUGCGGACUGCUGGUGGCUGUCCUAAUCAGUCCCUCGGGGAGCGACUGGCUAAGCUGCGGCCACAUCUCCGCGUGCCACUGCAAAUGGUCCUCCGGCAAGAAAACCGCAUCAUGCGUCUCCGCCGGUCUGGGACGCUUACCGCACUUGGCAAACGAAAUACAAGUACUAGAUUUACACGGAAACCCCUUGAACGAGCUCCAUCAGGACGCCUUUGCGAGCAUAGAGCUAUUAAACUUACAACGCCUCAACCUCAGCGCGACGAAUCUACGCUACCUGCAUCAAAACGCUUUCAACGAACUGCGCAUUUUAAUAGAAUUAGAUCUCUCAAGGAAUCACCUCACCGAACUUUCACCUGACACGUUCAAAGGGAACGAGCGUUUGAGGCUUCUAGUCCUUAGCGACAACCCGUUAAGUAAAUUAGUCGCUCAGCAAUUCCCGCCCCUACAACAUUUAAAGAAACUAGAACUUUCGAGAUGCCGUCUCCGCAAAGUUCACCCCUUCGCCUUUGUGAACCUGCGGGCCGUCGAAACUAUACACGUCCAUCAAAACUUGCUCUCCUAUCUACACCAAGAUACAUUCAACCUGCCCGCGCUCAAAACUUUGACGCUUUCAGACAACCCGUGGUACUGUGAUUGUAGACUCAGAGGCUUCCACGAGUGGUACCUUCGUAGCAAUCUUGGGAACGAAGAAGUUUUUUGUGCAGGUCCGGAAAGUAUGGCACACGUUCUAUGGUUAGACACGAGAGGUGAAGAAAUGGUUUGCCCUCCAUCGACUGUGACGAGCCCAUCCGUGAUACGAACUGAAACUGGCGCAGAUAUCUCUUUUGGAUGUUUCGUUCGAGGUGAUCCGAGACCAACCGUCACGUGGUCUUUUCGACACACGGAAGUUACGAAUAAGACUAUUAGUGAUAGUGAAAUUGUAAUCUACGAAUAUUCUGUAAGACAUUCGAAUGAGGAUGGGGACGAAGUUGUAAACAAAAGUUCUCAGUGGUUCAAUGUGUCCAUAACGAAUGUUACUAGUGAUUUAGCUGGAGAGUGGAGAUGUACAGCGAAGAGUCCUGCCGGUGAAGCUAUCGCUUAUCUAACACUUUUUUUACCCAAGGCGCGAACGGCUACAGCGCGCAGUGCUCCAGAUUACUCCAAAUUUUUCAUAGCAGUGGGUUCCGUAGUGGCUAUGGCUGGUGCUGGGUUUUUAUCGGCUUGCUUCUGUUGGAAAAUACGACGCCGGAGAGUACCUCCUAGUAGAAGUUUCACCGACCAAGAGAAGAAGUUGUUAGAUACGUCUCUGGCUGUCAGUUGUGACAGGACUAGUGUAGAGAUGGGUUCCUCGUAUGGUUUCGAAAUGUUUGACAGAUCGAUGUCUUUGGAGAGCGAGGAUACUCAGCGUUGCUUAGACCCGGUCCAGAUCACGAUAGAGGGUCCCUCUGGAUCCUUUCCUCCACCACCAGCAGAGUUUUCGAUUCCUGCACCUUAUGGUAACAUUUUUAUAUCCGUGCAAGUGACUGCGCAUAGUGAAGAGUUCCCUGAUUUAUUGAGUGGUGGAGCAACUUUACCCAGACGAAGUAAGACAUGUUUUUUGAAAUCUGCGUACGAUAAUAUGGGACCUAGAGUAACAGCUGCUGGUAGUUCCACCUGGUCGUUGCCAGGUGCUAAGGCAGAUGGGAAAGCAAAUAAAGAUACGACCCCUACUAUGCCAUUGUCAACGUUUUCUACAGAAUUUACUGCCCUUUGAAAACUAUUGUUGUAAAAUUUUUGUAUCGUGUGAUUGUUUUUGUUAAUGAAAGAGUAAGCUUUAACGAUAUGUUAGGAAAUACAUUUUCAGUCAUUAUUGUACCUAAGUGGUGUCAUUGCACCUAAUUUUUUUUUUCUGAUUUAAAAUAUACACUUUUUUUGGGUUUCGUGCGUAAAAAGGCAAAAUGGUAAAAUGCAAUGACACUACUUCCUUCCUUUCAUGUUAGUUUAAAUUAAUUUAUUAAUUAAGUAAAAGAUAUGAACAUAUCAAUAUUAGCGAAUGUAAUGCUUAUUUGUUUAUUAUUUCAGUACUAAUUUAUUUUUUUGAUGUGGCUAUUUUAACUGGGUUUACGUUUACGUAGAUUGAUUAGGGCCCGCCCACGACUUCUAUUGUAGCUAAACGCGGCACGGCGAGCAGCAGAAAUAAAGGCAUCCAUAAUAUGUUCUAAUAGUAUAAAAGCCGUCGAUAGCCUAGUGAUGACGACGUCCGUCCGUUCGAAGGUCGGAGGUUCGAUUCCAGGCACGCACCUGCAACAUUUCAGUGUUAUGUAUGUUUAAAGGAAUUAAAUGUAUCACUUGCCAUAACGGUGAAUGAAAACAUCGUGUAGAAACUUGCAUGUCUCUAAAGUUCUUCAUAAUGUUUUCAAAGGUGCGUAUGUUCUGCUAAUUCGCACUAGGCCAGCGUGGUAGACUAUGGCCAAACCUAUCUCAUUAUGGGAGGAAAACCCUACACAGAAGUGAGACAAAGAGUUGAUAAUGAUGAUGAUGAUGAAUAUGUUUUUCUGUCAGUUUUCACAGUCACUAUUCAGAUGAUGGGAUACCAUCUCUUGAUGAUCACUGAUAUUUGCAUUAGAAUAUCUUAUAAUAAUUAUUGUUACCCACUUGCCGCUCCGCUCGUCGCCCCGCUAGAUGGAUGGGACCGCUAGUGUGUAUAAUGUACUAAUAAUUAAAAAAUAGGUAGUUAUUUAUUACUAAUAGUUCUAAGAUUUUGGAUCGACAAUCUUGCUUUAAACCUCAUGAGAGAAAUAAAAAAUAUCAGUAAUG